AUGGAAGAAGUCUUUCAGUCUCUGACCGCAGGGAAGAUCCAUGAACUUCUAGUAUUUUGUGGGAUCGGUAACUGUAACGAUGAUCCCAUCAAACAGCAUAUCCUUGCCAUUUCGAAUUUUGGUGAACUUUCGAAUCACAGCCUGGGAAAGAUUGUAGGACUUACAGAUCCACCGCCGAUACUUACACCCCGACACAGCCCGACCCCUGACGCAGCAGCGAAUGGAAAGCGUGGGUCAUACCGAUUCUUGUCAACACCAGAUAAACGAAGCAGGCCAGACUACACAGGGCUAGAUGGUUCGUCUACGAAGAAGAGAAGGAGACGCAAAGAUAAAACUCAGGGUGAUCGUAUUGGGGAUGAUAAUUUGCAGAAAGGAAGGGAGGCUGUGGUAGCUCUGGAGGGUGGUACACCUGUCCCACAUCCCCAACGACUUCAGGCUCUCCCCAACCAGCCGGUCAUCCCCGUAAACAUCCAAAGGAUUGAAACGGUUCUGAACAGGGUGCCAGAUAGUAUCCUGGAGAACAUACUCAUCAAUUGUGUGCGGUUGAACGAUCGGCUGGGAAGGUACGGGCAACGAUCUGCACAGACAACUGUGACAACCAGGGUCAAGACUAUUCAAAGCUUCGUCGAUGAAAUUAUCCAGCUAGACUACUCCGAUGCUAUCCAAGCGAUCAAGCAAGAAAACGCCUUUUCGGCCAGCAAGAACAUCCAGACUCGGUACAACGAAACCGCGUAUUGGGAGAUUAUAGAAAAAGCUGCAGAACUUCUCGAUCCGAAGAGUCUGCCAAGCCCUAAAGGGCCCCUCGAUGAGUUCACAAUGGCCGAGAAGGUUGCGACCGAGCGCUUCAUGAGAGACGCAGGGUAUGGCCUCAGCCUUGCUAACCAGCGUCAGUGCCGCCUUUUCUGGAAGAGGCUUUGCGAGAUGCGUAAAAUGGGCGUUGACAAGAUUCUCCCUAUAUCGGACCAAGGAAGUUGUUCGGCAGACGACGCGACAUCUCUGGUACAAAUGGUUCGAAACUGGGAAAAUAUCUACGGUUUGCAGAUCGAACAGCUGGAAAUCCGAGUAACUCAAGAGAGUAUGGGCGAUCUCACGGGAAGAUCAUGGCUGAGCCAGCCUGUUUUGGCCGAGAGAUUGAAGAUUUCAGAUGUUGCAUGGAACAGUGCGGGUAACCCUUGGCUUUCCGACAAGGAAGCAGUCGCUUUCCAAUCGAGUGGGCCACAUGAGCCAUCUUUUGCACAGUUUGGUGGGUUUCUUGACUUACAUCCAGGGGCAGAGGCGAUGAGAAACAAGUCUAUAUUUGUUACCAUACUACCCAAAGACAAGAACUUCUUUUCUGUUUGUCCCAUCAUUUCAGUCCAGGAAGGAGACUUUCUUGGAAUUUUUGCUGGGAUGAUUCGUUACUCAGAGCCCUGCAACGUCACAUAUGGUGUGCCUGGCCCCGAAGAAAAUCUCUGGUUGGACUAUUCCACACUCACUGGGGCACUCAAUCUGAUGAGCGUAUCGCGCCCCGGCGAAGAUUCCAAUGUUCGCCUUGACUGGGAGCUCAUUGGUGAACAGAAAGGAGAAAAGCCGUUCUUGAUGUGGAGGGUGACAGUUCGAGCUCUCCGGACGAUUAGACCAUUUGAAGAGAUGAUUAGAGCUGCUCCGCGAAAAGAACAAUACCUUUUACAUAAAUCAGCAGCCGGCGCAGAGAGGGGAUUCAGGAAAGGUGGACAGUAA
Penicillium chermesinum is the source of this 1719-nucleotide messenger RNA. RefSeq lists its product as uncharacterized. The coding region runs from base 1 to 1719 and encodes 572 amino acids. Lineage: Eukaryota; Fungi; Ascomycota; Eurotiomycetes; Eurotiales; Aspergillaceae. The record is from RefSeq and is a predicted model, not a curated record. The transcript is spliced from 4 exons.